AUCAGCUAUCAGAUCUACAACACCGACAACUUCAACAACACCAAAGACACCCGAUUAUCUGGACCAAACAUGGGAUAACCCAUGCGGUGAUGGCUCAACGGUGCCACCUGUGCAGGCCUAUGACCCUAUAUGGAGCAAUAUUACAGCCCCGAAUAUAAGUGGGGAGUCUCACUUUAAGGAUAUAUACAAACAAGCUCAAAAAGGACGAACUAUGAUUGAUGCACUCAUAGACACUUUCGUGAAACAUUCACGAAUUACAACACGUAUCAUUGCAAGACAUGAAGGGUAUCUCCUUCGACAUAUGCCUGUCAUCUCAGUAGAAGAAAAAACACUAGUCAACAAAUCUUCAUCAGUAGCUACUCUAUUCAAAAUGCUGCGUGAACAUUUCGCUGUCGCUACUUUAUUCAUAAACCACAUGAUCAAAGAGGAGACGGUCAAAUCAUUCAUCCACACAAGUGCCAGUUUGCUAGAAGAAAUGGAACAAAUAAAAAUACACGCUUUAUUUGCGACAUUUUGUAACCUUCACAAAGCUAUGAUAUUUACGAAAGUGGAACAUUACUACGAGUUUCCAGAAAGAAGUACGAUUGAAGCCAGCUUAAAAACAGAGUUAGGAGAUGAUCAGAAUAGACAUGUACGAGACUUUAUGAUUCUAAGAGACUUCGAGAAAUUCUUGGAAUAUGUGGAAGUUAGCGUUUCACUACUGCCUGAACUACAAAAGUAGAAUGCACCAGUCAAAACUUAUCACAGGGUACUUGCCAAAUUAAGCGUGACAGUGACAGAACCCACGUGGUACGUUCCAACACAAGGGUGAUGAAAUGUGAGCAAACAGAUGUUUCCAUCGUUUCAGAAAGAUGUG
Owenia fusiformis is the source of this 856-nucleotide messenger RNA. NCBI's taxonomy places the organism in Eukaryota, Metazoa, Annelida, Polychaeta, Sabellida, Oweniidae. The record is from the annotation of a GenBank genome assembly.